AUGGUGGACGAUGAGGAGCUAAGGAGGCUGCGGUUCGUUCUGAGCAAAAAGGUGGGGAGAAUAAAAUACUUUUUUUCGUACACAUUCUACAAAAUAUUCAGCCAUUUUUAUAACAAGAAAAAUAAAAAGCGAGAAAGGUUUGUAAAUAUACACGGAAGGACGAGUCCAAAAUUUUUCUGUGAUAAUAAAAUUAGGAGCACAAAGUACACAGUGAUCACAUUUAUUCCUCUCUUUUUAUUUUACCAGUUCGCGGAUUUUUUGAAUUUAUUUUAUUUGUGUGUUUCUUUGCUACAAGUCAUCCCGAUAUUCAACACAGGGUAUGUGUUCACCUUUGUGGCUCCAUUAAUUUUUAUUAUCUUUGUAAGUUUAAUCAACGAAGUGGUUGAUGAUUUGAAGCGGUUUAUAAAGGACCUUGAGAAUAACAAUGAAAUUUAUUACACCCUUUUGGAAAACGGAAAUUUCGAAAAAAUAUAUUCCAAAGAUAUAAAAGUAGGAGAUAUAAUUUUGAUAAAAUCGAAGCAGAGAGCCCCAGCAGACUGUAUUUUGUUACGUAAUUUAAAUAAAAAUGAAGAAUAUACUUUUAAAGUGGAGGAGAAGAAAUUUUUCGGAAACAUAAAAUUGAAUAAAAAUUCCAAUGUGUAUAACAAAAUUAACAAAAGCUACUACCAUUUUAAUAAAAAUAUUGAUAACGAACUGAUUGAUGAUCGAUAUAACGAAUCGAACAACAACUUGAGCGAAACGAGCAAUAAUCUACUCUUUAGUGAAAAUGAAAAAUCGCUUAACGGAGGGAAAGAAAAAAAAUAUCUUUUAAAAGACAAGUCAGAGAAAAGUGGUCAUAAAAAUGAUAUGAACAGUGCAUCGAACGAAACAGCCAAUUAUACAUAUGUCAAAACGGACAAAAUUGAUGGAGAAACUGACUGGAAAAUUAAGUACCCAAUUAGCAUCUUCCAAAAUUUGAAGAAGUUGAAAGAUUUCUUCACCAUAGACAUUUUGUUCAUUCUCGAGCAGCCCAAAAAUGACAUUUAUAAAAUUGAGGGGUCCUUCGUCAUAUUUAAGUAUAACCCGUAUGGCGACUUCCAGAAGGAGGAAAACAACAACACCCUCGGGUUGAACGAUCAUCAGUUGAUGAACUACUCGUUCGACAUGAUUAGGGAUGGGGAGAUCGACUUGGAGAGAGGCGGCCGAGGUGGAGUGACCAGAGGGGGCGAACCCGGUGCGCCGACAUACGGGGAGGAGGAGGAAGAGGAGGAAGAAGAGGAAGAUGACGAUGAGGAAGGCGACGAAGAUGACGACGAGGAUGACGACGAAGAGGACGAUGACGAUUAUGAGGAGGAUGACCACGGGGAGGAUGAACGUCGGAACGAACUCGAACUGGAGAACUUAGCCAAUGACGAUGAAAAAAAUGUCCACCAUAAGGGCUAUGUAAAUUUGGCGGGAAAGGACACAAGCUACAUGUACAGCAAUAACAAGAAGGAAAAAAAGGUGAACAAAGAUAUGGUGAAAUUUAUCGACGUGGAAAAGGGAGCAGUUGGAGAAGGAGUUGUAGCAGUAGGGGGUGCAGGAUCAGGUGGUGCUGUGCCGAAUCGAAACAGAGGAGUCAUUGAAAAGUACAACUCCUCAAAAAAUGGCGGAAAAAGCGGUGGAAAUUAUGUUGGCGAAACGAGCAUGUGUAGUGUAUUCAAUAAUGAAGAUAAUUUCAAUUUUUACAAUGUCAGUUAUAGAAAAAAAUUAAGUUAUGACAACUUUAUUUUGUUCAACUCGGUGAUUACGAGUUCAGAUGUGCUCUGCUUGGUGAUCUACACCGGAAGUGAUACGAGAGUAAACAUGAGUACACAAAUUAGCAAAAUAAAAAGAGGAAUGAUAGACAAGAAAUUAAAUAUGAUAACGUUAUUUUUGUUUCUCAUUCUGGCGUUAUUCUCCAUGUAUAUGUGUUCCGUUAAGUUGAAUAAUUUGUGGUACUUGAAUUUUAUCCGUUUCAUUUUGCUCUUCUCAUCUGUCAUCCCUAUAUCUUUAAGCGUUAAUUUGAAUAUCGCCAAAAUUUACUACACGUUGGUGAUUCAGAAGGACAAGGAAAUCGAAACGACGAUCAUAAAGAACAGCGCAAUUAUAGAAAAUUUUGGAGAUGUGGAUUAUAUUUUCACAGAUAAGACAGGAACACUAACAGAAAAUGUAAUGGUUCUAAAAGUGAUACAUAUCGGGUUGGACGUUAUUCAUUGUGAAAAUGAAAAGAAUAAUAUGCUACAGGGAAGUAUGGAAAAUAAAGGGAAAGGGAAUUUCAACAAGCAUAUGCUGGCCUACGAAAUGGAUGAUUUAAACGAAGAUGUGGAUGCGUCAUCUAUGUACUUAGGAUCCAAUUACUCCAAAAACGAUCGAAGGAAUAAGACUAGUGGAAACAAAAAUGGAAACUACAUCUCCUUUAAUUACGACAUGGAAAGUGGAAGAAAUAAAAAUGAACUCUCCACUUUGAGACAACUCAGCAAAACAGCCAACCCAAUGGAUCGUAUCAACAUGCUACAUCAUGAUGAAGAUAAUUUUGAUGAAGAGAAUUUUGAUUAUGAUAAUUUUGAUUAUGGAAAUUUUAAUGAACAUUCUACAGGGUCCAAAUCUGGGUUUUCUCAAAAUAGCUACCGAAAUAUGAACAUGAAAUCGUUCAAGCAGAAUAGCUUAGCUUUGAGUACGAAUAUGUCUGGGGGAGGGUUGGGUCAGAGGAGGAACGAGCUUCAUAAAAAAAAUUCGGUGCACAUGGAGAAGAAGAAAAAAGUGGAACAAAUGGUAGACGAAUUUUUGAAGUACAAAUCGGAUCCCUUAGAUUAUUACAAUGAUAAUGUGGAGGAUGUUGAAUAUUUGAAGAAGCACCGAGUGUUCCAGACCUUUUUGUCCUUCCUUAUAUGCAACAAUAUUAGGACUCUGGCCAAGGAGAGCAGCAAAGAGGGAGCUCCUAACGGGGGAAGUGCUAACGGAGGAGUGUCCAACGGGGGAGCUUCCAACGGGGGAACUACUAACGGGGGAACUACUAACGGGGGAGCUUCCAACGGGGGAGCUUCCAACGGGGGAGCUUCCAACGGCAGUGGCAGCGGUGGUGCUAAGGGAGGCAGCAAAGAAAAGGACAAGGAAAAGAAAAAAAAGGAGCAAAAAGAAAAAGACUCGCAGAAAAACUUCUACUACAUAUUAAAAGUGAAUCGAAAAAGUAAAAAGGAAAAUAAAAUGAAGAAAGAGAAACAUAUGAAUACUACCAGCACAGCCUUUUCUUAUGACAAAAAAAAUCUCGAGUCUAACAGCUCCGAAGAUUCGGAGACCUUUUCCCACUCGGAUGUCAGUUAUCAAUGUUCCUCUCCAGACGAGUUGGCCUUCCUAAAAUAUGCUACCAAUUGUGGGUUCAUUUUGAGGAAGAAAACUGCCAGCAGGAUAGAAAUAAAAUAUAAGAACCUUGUCAUGGAGUACGAUAUUUUACUGCACAUUCCCUUCUCUUCUGAGACAAAGCGAAUGAGUAUUUUCGUACGAAAUGUGAAGAACAGGAAUAUCUACUUCUUCAUUAAAGGAGCGGAUAAUAUUUUAAUAAAGAAGUGUCAUGAGAAGUAUAAGACUUUUAUUUAUGAGGAGAGUGAUCAUCUGUCGAACUUGGGUCUGCGUGUCCUGGUGCAUGGGUUUUUAAACAUAGAGGAGCAGUUUUUCCACACGUUCUCCAAUUUAUACAAUAAGAAUAAGGACGUGAAGGGGCAGCUGGAGAAUAUUUUGGACUACGUCGAGAAGAACAUUAAGGUUCUGGCCAUAACUGGCGUGGAGGACAAGUUGCAGGAGGUGAGCUGA
This is a messenger RNA of Plasmodium cynomolgi strain B, 3807 nucleotides long. RefSeq names its product phospholipid-transporting ATPase. Gene Ontology annotation, molecular function: ATPase-coupled intramembrane lipid carrier activity; ATP binding; ATP hydrolysis activity. The record is from RefSeq and is a predicted model, not a curated record. The coding region runs from base 1 to 3807 and encodes 1268 amino acids. Lineage: Eukaryota; Apicomplexa; Aconoidasida; Haemosporida; Plasmodiidae. The transcript has 2 exons. Gene Ontology annotation, biological process: endocytosis; phospholipid translocation; retrograde vesicle-mediated transport, Golgi to endoplasmic reticulum. Gene Ontology annotation, cellular component: plasma membrane; endosome; trans-Golgi network.